Molecule: messenger RNA, 3070 nt
Organism: Danio rerio (zebrafish)
Lineage: Eukaryota; Metazoa; Chordata; Actinopteri; Cypriniformes; Danionidae
Source: RefSeq, a predicted model, not a curated record
AAAGUAUACUAACAAAAGUAAAAGCGCAUUUUAGUUGGUAUUUUGGGACCUGGAAUAUGCUUUGGGGCCCCAAAUCACAAAUUUCAAGACGUUGUUUUCAGUGUGUUGCAAUGUUAGACACACAAUUCAAAAUUGAUGGGUUUCAUCAUCCUACUUUUCGUUUAAUUUACGUUUGCAACUUCAUAGUUCGGUCACUAGAUGGUGAAAAAGUCAAGUAAAGUGUGAGGGUCCGUUUUCUGUUCCACAGCAACUCUUGCUCUCGGGACAGACGUAAAUAAGACUCGAGUUUAGGACCCUGAGGCGUGUUUCUUUAACGCUUAAUGUGCAGCAAACCAUCACGCUGAUGUGAAAUCAGUUACUGGGUUUAUUACAGACCUGAUACGGAACUUCGCAGUCAUUUUCGCAGUGAGCAAACAGCGGCAGCAGCAGCAAUGAGAGAACAACAUUUCAAGGAUAAUUUCUGGAACACCGAUAUCACCUCUACGGCUGGAUAUGACACCAUCAUCCAGCACUUGAAUGAUGGCAAGAGGACCUGUAAGGAAAUCGAAGACUUCAUGAAAGCCAGAGCUGCUAUAGAAGAAAAAUAUGCCAAGGAGCUGCUGGGGUUGUCAAAAAAAGUGUGUGGACACAGUGAAAUGAACACGUUGAAACGAUCCCUUGAUGUUUUCAAAUUACAAACCGAAAACAUGAGUUUAUCUCAUCUGCAUUUGGCCCAAACUAUGAGGGAGGAAGCCAAAAAAUUAGAAGACUUCAGAGAGAAACAGAAAGAGGCCCGGAAAAAGGUAGAACAGCAAAUGGAUGCUCUUCAUAAACAGAAAGCCGCUCAAUAUAAGAAAACAGCUGAGGCAAAGAAGAGCUACGAUCAAAAAUGCAGAGACAAAGAGGAAACAGAGCAGAACAUGAACAGAAGUGCCACCACUUGCAGUGCCAAGCAGCAAGAAAAGCUGUACGCCAAAACACAACAGGCCAAGCAGGCGGCAGAGGAAGCCGACCGGAUAUACAGUCAGAAUGUGUCUGUUUUAGGGAAGAUGCGAGAGGAGUGGUUGAAUGAGCAUGUUAAAGCCUGUGAGUUUUUCGAGAAACAGGAAGUGGAGAGGAUUAACACUUUGAGGAAUAUAGUGUGGACUCAUCUCAAUCAUCUCUCCCAGCAGUGUGUCUCCAGUGAUGAGAUCUAUGAGGAAGUGAGGAAGUCUCUGGAGCAGUGUAACAUUCAAGAAGACAUUGAGCAUUUUGUCAACCUCAGGAGGACCGGAGACAAACCACCAGCACCCAUUCCAUAUGAGAACUUCUACAACAAUCAGAGAUCUGGUGUCGUUCGCUCACUUCCACCGCCCAGGAGAGCAGCAGCACCUCCACCGCCAGCUGCAGGAAACGAUCCUCUAUACUCGACUGUAGCAGAGCCAGGGUACAGCAUACUACGAUACUAACCCGAACGUGACUCUUCUUCUAGAGCCUUUCUGCUGCUCAGUAGGAUCACAUCAGGCAUCUGUGAGGUUUUUCAUCAAGCACAUUGGUUAUCUUCUAAUGCUGCUGCCAGCUUCCUAAAAUCAUGGGGUGAGAAUAUAUCGUAGCCUGGUAAAAAUAAGGUGACCUUUUCCACAAAAACAUUUUUAACUUGCUAAAUCGAAAUCCACCCUUAGCAAACUGUUGCGUAGAAGUUGUCACUACAUCGAUCACAUCAUCAAAACAACAUUGUGUAAACCUUUGUAUUUUAAUGACUGUAAAAAAGAUUGACCUAUAUAUAAAUUAAAGGGCACCUAAAAAUCAUCUUUAGUAAGUUGUUUGGACAGAACUGUGUGUAUGUAUAGUGUGUACACAGUUAUACUGGAGUGAUCUAAACACAACAAGUCUCUUUCUUAAAUUUCCUGAUCUUAAAAUAGGAUCCAAAUCCCUCCCAUUUUGAGGUCCCCCACAACGUAACAUGGUUUCCCCACCCACUGAAUUGAUUGACAGCUCGAUAUUAUCAUGUCUCUAUAGUAACGCAUAUAAUCAUAUCAAAAAGACAGGACGUGCGCAAAGCAACUGGGGUUAAAAGAUCUGUUCAGCUUGCUGCGAUCAUCAGUCAUCAUCAAAUGUGAUCAUUAAUGAGUUUUACAAGUUUUAAAAAAAAAUUUAAACAGUGCAUAUUUGCAAUAAAGCCAUUAAAAUCAAUACGUUAUUCAUCACCACAGCCGCAUAACAGUACAAUCAUAAAAGAAGACGCUUCAAUUUAGGAUCGUGGACUUAAAUCAGAUUUAUUUUGUACAUUAACAUAACGGAUAUCUAUACAGCAGUGGAUAUUAACGUGUAUCCUGUCACAUUUGCUGUGCAAAAACAGCACAGCAAAGCUAAACUUGUGUGUGUGUGCGCACGAGCAAUCUUUAUAACAACAUUGUGUGUGACUCAUCAUUGCAGAAAGGCUUGAAUUAACUCCACAACAAAUAUAACAAACAACCGUUAGGAAAUCGUAAGAAUGAUUAGCUUCAUUCUGGUCUCUCACUGUGCUGUUUGUCUAGGUGAAAGCUACAGGUCUGACACGCGCGUGAGAACGGUGGGCGGAGAAAACCAGCUCAUUUGCAUUAAAUGCACAGGCAACAAAAACAGCUAUAAUGUUAAAACAGCUGACAUUUCCCAGAUUUAAAAAGGUAUAAUAAAUAAUCUGAUGGGUAAUUUGAGCUGAAACGUUACACACACGUUCUGGAGACACAAAAGAUUUAUAUUAAAUCUUGAAAAUGGUUCAAAUAGGUGCCCUUUAAGAAAUAGUUAAAGGUGAAGUUAAUGAUUUUAAAGCACUAGUGGCAUCGAAUGGAAUUGCAGUGUUUUUUUGAGCUGCUUGAUUGGGCUUGGCCAAUAGUGUGAGUUUGGGAGUAAGACUACCAUUUUGGCCAACCAAUAAAAAGCAGAUGAUGAGAACUAACAUUAAUUUCAGUUUGGUGGAGCUAGUGUUGUGUAAAUGAAACAUUUCACUUGAAAAAAAAAACUUUAAAGGCUACAAAAAUAAUUUAUUUGUAAUGUAAAAUUCUAGAUACUGUCAGAACAGAGUACCACUGGAAACAUUGCUUCAAUAAAUGUAUAUAUUAUUUCAUCUCAU